UACACCCUGGACAAGUCGCCACCUCAUCGCAGGGCCAACACAGAUAGACAGACAACAUUCACACUCACAUUCACACACUAGGGCAGUGGUUCUUAACCUGGGUUCGAUCGAACCCUAGGGGUUCGGUGAGUCGGCCUCAGGGGUUCGGCGAAGGUCAAGACACACCCGACUCAUCGUGUAAAUAAUAACUUCUCCCUAUCGGCGUGUUAUGGAUACCCCCAAACGAUGUUCCAGCUAAUGUUCCAUCUGGUUUAUAGUUGUGUAAUUUGUUGUGAGUUCACGCACUGUGUUGGUGUUGUUCUUUGAACAAAGUGAUGUUCAUGCACGGUUCAUUUUGUGCACCAGUAAAACAACAUAACUAAAAAAAACAAAAACAUUCACUAAAGAAGGGUUCGGUAAAUGCGCAUAUGAAACUGGUGGGGUUCGGUACCUUUAACAAAGUUAAGAACCACUGCACUAGGGUCAAUUUAGUGUUGCCAAUCAAACUAUCCCCAGGUGCAUGUCUUUGGAAGUGGGAGGACGGGGGAGGACAUGCAAACUCCACACAGAAAGAUCCCGAGCCCGGAAUUGAACCCAAGACUAGUCAGGACCUUCGUAUUGUGAGGCAGCACUAACCCCUCUUCCACCGUGACGAAAUGUGCGUGCUUCAUUUUUGUUCAAAUAAAUGUGGACGUUAAAAUCAGCCACUGGAGGGAGCCGAUCAGCGUCCCUGAAAGUGUUAGCACCGCCCCUGCGGGGGCUUGGCGGCCUUCCAUUGGCCAGCCGGUGUUGAGGUGUCCUAUUUCCCUUUGGGGGCCCUGAACACACCGAGGAUUGCAUUCCUAUGGGAUUUAACGGAUGAGCUAAAGUUGAUAAAACUUGUUGUUUCCUGCUCAAAACUUUGAUUUGAGCGAUUAAGUUGAUCAACAAAGUUUUCCCCCAACACCGACUCCAUUUCGGACCGAGUUGAACCGCGCUUUUGGGUUGUGUCUCGAACAAUGUCCGCUUCGACUAGAGAAGGCGGCGAGGAGUCGGAGACCCCCAGGGCGGUGUGUAAGGUGUGCGGAGGUUUGUACCGGGAGCCCAGAAUCUUGCCCUGUUUGCACACCUUCUGCUUGGACUGCAUCAGCCAGCUGGAGCCCUUCUCGGGGGGCGCGCCAGGUCGGCACCGGGGCGGCCCGAAUGACGACCACGGCGGCGGGGCGGAGAGAGUCGAGAAAGGCAGCGUGACGGUGCUCUGCCCCCAGUGUGACUCCGAGGUGCGGCUUCCGCCGUCGGGGCCGGCCGGGCUGAGCACUGACCACCUGGCGCUGGACGAGGUUUUCCUGGAGACUCUGGUGAACGACGGCCCGCUGGGAUGCGACCUGUGCGGAGAGACUGGCGCCCAGAGCCGCUGUGACGUCUGCUGCGUCAACUUGUGCGAGUUCUGUUAUCAAGCGCACAGGCGUCAGAAGCGCACGGCGUCUCACUCCAUUCAGCGGUUGGAGGAUCUCAAGUCUCGGGGCGGUCUCUGUCGUCCCGUCUUGUGUUCCUUACAUCCCGGCCAGGAGCUCCGCCUCUUCUGCCAGCCAUGUGACCUUCCUGUCUGCCCCGAAUGCGCCGCCACGCUGCACUGCGAGCACCGCUGCAGCCCCGCCCACGAGGUCGUCGACCACCACGGGGACCGCAUCAGGGCGCUGAUCAGCGAUCGCCUGCGGCCCCGCCUGGACCGUCUGGAGCAGACCCUGCAGAAGGUGGAUCUUUCCCAGGAGGCUUUGCAGGAAAGAUUUGAGGCGACAGCCAAUGAGGUGAAGGCGUUCGCACGAGGAUACGCCCACGCAGUGGAAACUCACUGCCUGUCUCUGAUGCGCCGCCUCGAGGAGCUCCGCCUACAACACAGGAACCAGCUGUUGCUGCAGAGAGCCCAGUGUCAGCAGGCGCUGUGUGACGUGCGUGGAGGCGUGGACUUUGCUGAGAAGUUGCUGAGUCGUGGUUCCCACGCCGAGAUCCUCAGCGCCAAGAACGUGACUUUGAGGAGGCUGAGCUUCCUGGCGGAAGCGAGUCGAGACCCUCAGUUGGCGGCGCUGGUUCUGGACGACGGCGGCGGCAUCCGCUUCGACUGCCGGGAGGCGGCGGGGGAGGCAGGGGGAUUCCCUCUGGUGGGCGUGGUCCACCACACAAUGGCGGACCCUCACAAGUGCCGCGUAGAAGGAGAAGGCCUCCAGCAGGUCUGGGAGGGCCAGCAGGGGGACUUCAGGCUGCUGUGCUGCGACACGGCCGGCCAGACUGUGGCACGAGGAGGCGACCACGUCCUGGUCAGCAUCCUGCACCGGGACAUGAAGAACUGCACGGUGGACGCCCGCGUGCAGGACAAUGAGGACGGCUCCUACACCGUGUCCUACACGCCGCAGGAGGCGGGGCUCUACUCCGUGUGGGUGUGUGUGCGAGCACAACACGUGAAGGGUUCUCCCUUCCUGCUGAGCGUGCAGAAGAAGCUGCGGCGUCACGCUGGCACCUUCCACUGCUGCUCCUUUUGCUCCAGCCAGGGAGCCAAGGAGGCUCGCUGUGCUUGUCCAGGGACUAUGCCAGGAGGGUUCCAAGGUUGCGGCCACAGUCACAAAGGGCAUCCUGGGAAGCCGCACUGGUCCUGCUGCGGAAACACCGUCGAGAAGUCCGAAUGUUUGCCCGCCAGCGUCCUCAACGCCGUCUCUGCCGGCAGCUGCCUGAAAACCGUCGAGCUCUGAGAGGACAAAUGGAUUGUGUUGGUCCCCAGCAGGAAGUGACAGCAGCCAGUAAAACCUCACCUUUUGGAGGUAAAAAUGUACCUGAAAGUGCCAACAAUGACUUUUAAGACAAGAAUACAUCUUUUUUUAAUGACAUUUUAGCAAUAAAACUCACAGCAGGGCUAUUCCUACUUCUUUUGGCAUAUUCAUUCAUGAAAUGAUAAUAAUGAGCUAGAAUAUGCAAUUAUGGGAGAAAUUGCGUGUGAAAUCUUUAUGUGCACAAGCCGCAGAAAGGAGCAAGUUCAACAGAAAUGCUAAUCUUAACAUGCUAGCAUGCUAAUGUUGCUAUGCAUGUGUCUAGUGCCAAGUUGUAUGAGUCUGACCUCUACAGCUGCAAAGUUGGCUAAAAGAGUUGGCAGGCUAAUAGCUUAGUAAUGUUAGCAUGCUAAAAGUUAACGUGUCAAGUAUCAAGGUUUAUGACUGAGGUGUACGGCGGCAAAGUUGACGAAAAAGUUAGCAUUCUAAUAGCUUAGUGAUGUUAGCAUGCUAAAAGUUAACGUGUCAGGAAUCAAGGUUUAUGACUCUAAGGUGUACGGCAGCAAAGUUGGCUAAAAAGUUAGCAUGCCAAUAUUAACAUAGUAAUGCUAGUAUGCUAGCAGUUAGCAUGUGUCAAGUCCCAUGUUACAUGACUCUGAGUUGCACAGCUGCGAAGUUGGCUAAAAGAAUUGGCAUGCUAAUAGCAUAGUAAUGUUAGCAUGCUAAAAGUUAACGUUUGUCAAGUAUCAAGGUUUAUGACUCAGGAGGUGUACGGCGGCAAAGUUGGCUAAAAAGUUAGCAUGCUGAUAGUUUAGUGAUGUUAGCACGCUAAAAGUGAACAUGUAUCAAGGUUUAUGACCCUGAGGUGUACGGCGACAAAGUUGGCUAAAAGGUUAGCAUGCUAAUAUUAGCAUAGUAAUGUUAGCAUGCUAAAAGCUACCAUGAGUCAAGUACCAAGUUGUAUGAGUCUGACGUCUACAGCUGCACAGUUGCCUAAAAGAGUUGGCAUGCUAAUAGCGUAGUGAUGUUAGCAUGCUAAAAGUCAACAUGUGUCAAGUAUCAAGGUAUAUGACUCUGAGGUGUACGGCGGAAAAGCUGGCUAAAAGGUUAGCAUGCUAAUAUUAGCAUAGUAAUGUUAGCAUGUGUCAAGUCCCAAGUUACAUGACUGAGUUGCACAGCUGUGAAGUUGGCUAAAAGUGUUGGCAUGCUAAUAGCAUAGUAAUUUUAGCAUGCUAAAAGUUACCAUGAGUCAAGUACCAGGUUGUAUGAGUCUGAUGUCUACAGCUGCAAAAUUGGCUAAAAGAGUUGGCAUGCUAAUAGCUUAGUAAUGUUAGCAUGCUAAAAGUUAACGUGUCAAGUAUCAAGGUUUAUGACUGAGAUGUACGGCGGCAAAGUUGGCUAAAAAGUUAGCAUGCUAAUGUUGGCUUUUUAGCAAAGUAAUGUUAGCUUGCUAACAAUUAGUAUGUGUCGAGUAUCAAAUUAUAUGACUGAAAUGUAUGGCUGCAAACUUGACUAACAAGUUCACUUAUUUUCAUAUGCUAGCAUUUGAUCAAAUUUUAUUUGUGUGAACCAAGUCACGAUCUAAAAAAAUGCUAACUUUCCCGAUGCUAAUGUGAGAAUGUUAGCAUGUUAGCACAAUAAUGUAAGCAGGCUAACAGAAUGUGUAAAGUACCAAGUUAUAUGUCAGUGACGUGCAGUCAGGGGAGGCAGGUGAGGCACUGCCUCACCUGCCAUCAUGGAAAGAAAAAAUAAUAAUUAAAUUGUUAUAUGUAUCCAGUGAUUGUACUUUAUAAAGUUAUUUUCCAUUUAACUUCACUAGUUUUAGAUGAUUUUUAUUCAAAAUGGCUGAAUUUUCACAUUUGCCGUAUAAAUACUGAGAAGACACUUGCGGUGAGUCACAGCCAGUUGAGCCUCCCCGUCCCCGUGGAUUGCGCAAUGACUCUGCUAACUGCUGGCUGCUGUGCAGUGAGACUGUAUUGCUAUAUGAAUUAUAUUAUACAUUUCCAUAGUUUAGUUAGCUUAGGUAUAUAAUGUACAGUGUAUUUUGUCAACAACUGUAUGUGAGUAACGUAUUUCUUGUGCUGAGCAAUCAUAAAACGGCUGCGAAGACACACUGUGUGAGGCACCUGUUCUCUCGCCUCAUGGUGAUAGAGGGCGCUAGUGAUCCCAGGGAUCAUACUUGCGAUUACUCGGCUGCAGAAUAAGUGACAACAAGCUACAGUUAGCAAGUCAAGUGCAGCGGCAGCGAUCGUUUAUUUUUUCCUCUCCCCUGGACUUUUAACACGGAUGAUUACAUAUAUCUAAAAUAAAACCGUUUUCUAAACUGGACUUUCAAUCGAAGCAGGAGGUAAUAAUUAAAGGAAGACCAACGCCGGAGCUAAAAGGUUUGCUUCAGACACUGAUCUCCACUCAAGACCAUACUUGCCAACCCUCCUGGAUUUUCCGGGAGACUCCCAAAAUUCAGCGCCCCUCGAAAACAUCCCGGGACAAAUUUUCUCCCGAAAAUCUCCCGAAAUUCAGGCGGAGCUGGAGGCCACGCCCCCUCUAGCUCCAUGAGAGACUCAGCAAUGUUGUGAACCUCUUAAUCAGGACAAUAUCGCCAUCUGCUGUAUAUAGAAUAGAAUGGAAUGUGCUUUAUUGAACCCUGGGGGAUAUUUAGCACCAUAGUUUGCUCACAAUAAACAAUGUUAAUAUAAUAUAUUAUAAUUUAUCAACAACAUUGUAGUGUUGGAUGAGCUUCAUUAAUUGUCUUUACUCAUAGAUGUCAAGAAAUGCUGUCACCCUGUAUGAUCAUUACCAGCAAUGACCAUAUUUUUAAACACAACCACACAAGUGAAAGCAAUGGAUACUUAGUCAACAGCCACACAGGUCACACCGAUGGUGGCCGCAUAAACAACACCAACACUGUCACAAACAUGCACCCCACUGUGAACCCACACCAAACAAGAACAACAAACUCAUUUCGGGAGAACAUUAGCACCGCAACACAACAUAAACACAACAGAACCAAUACCCAGAACCCUUUGCAACACCAACUCUCAACAAACCCAAUAAGGUGGGGGCUGUGUAGCGUCCCGGAAGAGAUGGAGAAAUCGGAGGUCUCAAGGUUGGCAAGUAUGCUCAAGACAGAGAGACUUUUAAAACUGAAGAAAGAUCAGGAAUACUUCUAUAAACAAGUUAUCAAUGCUUUUGUUCAGAAGGAGUGUCACAUUGACUUCAUUUAUAAGUAAAGGUAAGACCAUGAUAACGUUUUUAUUUAUUAAAUGUGCUUUUUUGUUUGCUACAGUUUGUAUGUGUAAAGAAUGCUGGUAGGAGCUUUUAAACAUAACCUUUUAACUGCUGCCAAUCAAAUGGUGAAUAAGAUACUCUUUAGGGUUCAUAUGUUUAUAAAUCUGACUGUGAUGAAGUCAGUGCCUCACCAGCCAUGAACCUCACCGCACGUCACUGGUUACAUGACUCUUGAGUUGUACAGCUGCAAGUUGGCUAAAAGUUAGCAUGUUAAUGUUAGUAUGAUAUUGUUAGCAUGCUCAAAGUUAGCAUGUGUCGAGUAUCAAAUUAUGACUCUGACGUGUAUGGCUGCAAAGUUGGCUAAAAUAAUGUUAGUAUGCUCAUAUUAGCAUGUUACCAUUGUAAUGUUAGCAUGCUAACAGUAUGUAUCAAGUACCAGGUUUUAUGACUCCAAGGUGUACAGCUGCAAAGUUGGCUAAAAAAAGUUAGCCUGUUAAUGUUAGCAUAACAAUAUUAUCGUGCUAACAGUCAUCACGUGUCAAGUAUCAAGGUAAAUGGCUCAAAUGUACAGCUACAAAGCUGGCUAAAAAGGUUAGCACGCCAACAGUUAGCAUGUGUGAAAUACCAAGUUUAAUGACUCUGAGAUGUUUGGCUACACAGUUGGCUAAAAAUGUUAGCACGCUAAUGUCAGCAUAGUAAUGUUAGAAUGCUAACAAUACAGGACUGUCUCAGAGAAUUACAAUAUUGUGAUAAAGUCCUUUAUUUUCUAAACAUGAAAAUGUCAUACAUUCUGGAUUCAUUACACAUCAACUGAAAUAUUGCAAGCCUUUUAUUAUUUUAAUAUUGCUGAUUAUGGCAUACAGCUUAAGAAAAGUCAAAAAUCCUAUCUCAAAAAAUUAGAAUAUUUCCUCAAACCAAGUAAAAAAGAUGUAUGCCAUAAUCAUCCAUUCAUCCAUCCAUUUCCUACCGCUUAUUCCCUUUCGGGGUCGCAGGGGGCGCUGGCGCCUAUCUCAGCUACAAUCGGGCGGAAGGCAGGGUACACCCUGGACAAGUCGCCACCUCAUCGCAGGGCCAACACAGAUAGACAGACAACAUUCACACACUAGGGCCAAUUUAGUGUUGCCAAUCAACCUAUCCCCAGGUGCAUGUCUUUGGAAGUGGGAGGAAGCCGGAGUACCCGGAGGGAACCCACACAUUCACGGGGAGAACAUGCAAACUCCACACAGAAAGAUCCCGAGCCUGGAUUUGAACCCAGGACUGCAGGAACUUCGUAUUGUGAGGCAGAUGCACUAACCCCUCUGCCACCGUGAAGCCUAUGCCAUAAUCAGUAAUAUUAAAAUAAUAAAAAGCUUGCAAUAUUUCAGUUGAUGUGUAAUAAAUCCAGAAUGUAUGACAUUUUCAUGUUUUAAGUUGCAUUACAGAAAACAAAGGACUUUAUCACAAUCUUCUAAUUCUCUGAGACGGUCCUGUAUGUGUCAGGUACCAAGUUGUAUGAUGACUCUGACGUGCACAGCUGCAAAAAUGGCUCAAAAAGUUAGCCUGUUAAUUUUAGCAUGCUAAUAGUCAAGUAGCAUGUCAAUUGACUCGGAGGUGUACGAAGGCAAAAUUGACUUUAAAAAAGUUAGCAUGGAUUUUUAGCAUGCUAACAUUAGUAUGCUAACUGUUAUAAUGUAACCAGUACUAAGUUAUGCCUUUGAGGCGUACAAUUGCAACAUUGACAUUGUUUGCUGAACAAAAGCGUCAUCCCUCCUUUAAAUGAGUCACUUUUCCAACAUUUUACUGUUACUAACAAUUAUUAAUAUUACAUUAUUUAUAUAUAUAUAUAUAUAUAUAUAUAUAUCCGAUGAGGUGGCGACCAAUUGUAGCUGAGAUAGGCACCAGCGAACCCAAAAGGGAAUAUGUAGUAGAAAAUAGAUGUAUACAUAUAUAUAUAUAUAUAUAUAUAUAUGUAUAUAUAUAUAUACAUCCCACGAUUCGAUAAUAUAUCGAUUUUUUUCUAUUCGAUUCUCGAUUUAAAAACGAUAUUGUUCCGAUUCAAAAUGAUUCCGUAUUCAUUCAAUACAUAGGGUUUCAGCAGGAUCUACCCCAGUCUUCUGACAUGCUAGCAGAGUAAUAGAUUUAAAAAAAAAAAAAAAAAAGCUUUUAUAAUUGUAAAGGACAAUGUUUUAUCAACUGAUUGCAAUAAUGUAAAUUUGUUUUAACUAUUAAACAAACCAAAAAUAUGACUUAUUUUAUCUUUGUGAAAACAUUGGACACAGUGUGUUGUCAAAUUUAUGAGAUGCGAUGCAAGUGUAAGCCACUGUGACACUAUUGUUCUUUUUUAUUAUUUUUAUAAAUGUCUAAUGAUAAUGUCAGUCAGGGAUUUUUAAUCACUGCUAUGCUGAAAUUAUAACUAAUAUUGAUACUGUUGUUGAUAAUAUUCAUUUUUGUUUCACUACCUUUGGUUUGUUCUGUGUCGUGUUUGUCUCCUCUCAAUUGCUGUUUAUUGCAGUUCUGAGUGUCACUGGGUCAGGUGUGGUUUUAAAAUUGGAUUGCAUUGUUAUGGUAUUGCUGUGUAGUGGUUUGUUGGAUUGAUAAAAAAUAAAAAAAAUCAAUCUUUUUAAAAA
This is a messenger RNA of Nerophis ophidion (straightnose pipefish), 8551 nucleotides long. It is a transcript of the gene trim45, whose product is annotated as tripartite motif containing 45. Gene Ontology annotation, cellular component: chromatin; nucleoplasm. Gene Ontology annotation, molecular function: zinc ion binding; ubiquitin-protein transferase activity; protein binding. The transcript has 8 exons. The coding region runs from base 978 to 2702 and encodes 574 amino acids. The record is from RefSeq and is a predicted model, not a curated record. Gene Ontology annotation, biological process: positive regulation of DNA-templated transcription. Lineage: Eukaryota; Metazoa; Chordata; Actinopteri; Syngnathiformes; Syngnathidae.